CAAAAAUGUUUUGCGAAAAAAAGAAUCAAAUUAUACCAUACCAAUUUGUAUCAGUUGUCGAAGGAUACAAUGGACACAAAUGGACCCUGGUUGAUACUUUUGUAAAUCUUGAUUUUCGAUCUUGUUCAAUUAUUUGUUGUUCAGUAGCUAAUCUAAUCACAUUGUUUUGAAAAAAAAGAACAUUUUCUGUAUAACUAACGUUCUCAUAUAUUUGAUGAUAUUCAGUCAGUUGACUAUUGUUUUUAUCUUCAUAAAUCUGUUCAUAUAAGAUUCAGGGAUAUGUUGAUGGAUCAGAUUAUCAGUUUGAUAACCUGAUCCAUCACUUGUUCUAUCAUAACGCUCAAAUUUAUUGUUUUGUUUAUUACGUAAAUUAUUUUACUUAUAAAAAUUGUGUUUAGA
Molecule: messenger RNA, 399 nt
Organism: Schistosoma guineensis
Lineage: Eukaryota; Metazoa; Platyhelminthes; Trematoda; Strigeidida; Schistosomatidae
Source: the annotation of a GenBank genome assembly